GACUUGUGCCAUCCUGGUCCACCAUGGUCAUUUUCAACCUGAGCAGUUCCAACCCAGGAUCCUUCAUUCUCAUGGGCAUCCCAGGUCUGGAGCAGGCUCAUGUAUGGAUUGGGAUCCCCUUCUGUAUCAUCUACGUUGUGGCUGUGGUGGGAAACUGCAUCCUUCUCUACCUCAUUGCGGUGGAGCGUAGCCUUCAUGAACCCAUGUUCUUCUUUCUGUCCAUGCUGGCCACAACUGACCUCAUCUUGUCCACAGCUGGUGUUCCUAAAACACUCGGUGUCUUUUGGCUUGGGGCCCGAGAGAUCACAUUCCCAGGGUGCCUUACACAAAUGUUCUUCAUCCACUGUAGCUUUGUCCUGGACUCAGCCAUCCUGAUGGCCAUGGCAUUUGACCGCUACGUGGCCAUCUGUUUUCCCCUGAGGUACACCACUAUCUUGACCCCCAAGACCAUCAUCAAGAUUGCUGUGGGAAUCUCCUUUCGAAGCUUCUGCAUCAUCUUGCCAGUCGUAUUCUUGCUCACCCGCCUGCCUUUCUGCAGAACACGCAUCACACCCCACACAUACUGUGAGCACAUCGGUGUCGCCCGGCUGGCCUGUGCCGACAUCUCCAUCAAUAUCUGGUAUGGCUUUUGUGUCCCCAUCAUGACGGUCAUCUCAGAUGUGGUCCUCAUCGCCGUCUCCUACGUCCUCAUCCUCUGUGCUGUCUUCCGCCUCCCCUCCCGAGAAGCUCGCCAGAAGGCCCUGGGCACCUGCGGGUCCCAUGUCUGUGUCAUCCUCAUGUUUUAUACACCUGCCUUUUUCUCUAUCCUCGCCCACCGCUUUGGACCCAAUGUCUCCCCCACUUUCCACAUCAUGUUUGCCAACCUCUACGUCGUUAUCCCACCUGCCCUCAACCCCAUGGUUUACGGAGUAAAGACCAAGCCAAUCAGAGAUAAGGUCAUAAUUUUGUUUUAUACCAAGGGUACCAAAUAG
Molecule: messenger RNA, 971 nt
Organism: Phacochoerus africanus (Common warthog)
Lineage: Eukaryota; Metazoa; Chordata; Mammalia; Artiodactyla; Suidae
Product: olfactory receptor 52H1
Exons: 1
Coding region: 24-971 (315 amino acids)
Biological process (GO): G protein-coupled receptor signaling pathway
Cellular component (GO): membrane
Molecular function (GO): olfactory receptor activity; G protein-coupled receptor activity
Source: RefSeq, a predicted model, not a curated record